AAUUCACCACCUUCACCUGAUCAAAAUAUUGAUAUUGAAAUGCGUGAUGUUCAAUCUGAUGAAAAUGAAAAUAUACCUUUCAAUAUUCUUGAAUCAGAAAAAUGUAUGAGUGAUGGUUCUGAUAUAGUGGAAUUUAACUCAAAUGUUGAUGAUAAUGAUGGUGAAUCAUCAUCAUCAUCAUCGUAUACUACUAAUAAUGAAAAAAAUGUUAGGAAAAAGCAAACGCAAAAUAGUCAAAAGCGAAUAACGAAACUUGAUCAUAUUAAAGAUAAAAGAUUACAAAAUCAUCCGAAAGUUAAUAAGAUUAUUACUCGCAAUGAAAAAUUUAGAAAACAUAGUAAAACUAGUAACUGUUUAUUAACAGAAGGAAUACGUCCACUUACAAGUUAUUUUGUAAAUUCUACAAAAUCUCACCAAAUUUCAUGUAUUGGAUUGAGAGACGAGAAGCACUUAGAGUAUUUACAAAGAAUUGGUGGAAUUAUACAUUAUGGUGGUGCACCACGUGUUGAAGUAUUGGCAAAAGAAUUAUUUCCAAUAAAAUUUGACAAAAAUUUUAGUUGGAAAAUGUUGACAAAUAAUGAAAAAAUCAAAUUAGAGAAUGAGUUAGUUGCAAGGGCAAAAUGGCGCAACGAUUUUAAUUCUAAUUGUAUUCGAAGUGUAAAAUGUAAAAUUACAACAACAAAUAAAGGAAGAAUUUGUAAAAAAUUUAUGAAGUUAAAUAGUAACAAAAUUUUAAUGAAUGCAAUUGAACUGCCAAUUCCAAAAAUAGAGAAUCGAAAAUUUACACCAAAAUUUAUAAUUAAAAAAAAUCCGAUCUUCAAAUACUUAAAUGACUCUAAUCUGAAUGAACUUUAUUAUUCAGUAGAUUCAAAGCAAGACUCAUUUUGGCCAAUAUUAGCAGAAAAAGGACGGCAAGGAGUAUUCAAAAAUAAAAAAGUUUUUGAAGGACUUUGUAAAGUUAUGCUGGAAAUAGCUAAUCGUGAACAAAAUAAUAAAGGAAAUCAAAAUUUGCAAUAUACCGAAAACUUUGCAAAUUUUACAACUAUUUUGGCAUUAUUGGGAACAAGAGGAUAUGAAUUGUUUAAGUAAAAUUUAGCUGGACGUAUACUUCGUAAUAUUAGAUUACAUCAUGCACAAUCAGACGAUGCAAUUAUUAAUACAGAACUUUGUUAUGAGAAUAUGGUGCGAUUUAAAAGAUUUGCCGAUUCAUUAAAUUACAAUGGCCCAGUUGCUGCUAUGACAGAUAACACUAAAUUAAAAGAACGUCUUAGUUAUUCAGCAACUUUAGGCUGUGUUAUUUGAUCAACUUUAUCAACUUCAGAAACAAAAGCAUCAAAUUAUAAAGAAAUCAUUGCAAUUAUUGAUAAAAUAAAGGUCAAAAAUGCUAUAGCAAAACAAGUUCGAG
This is a messenger RNA of Rhizophagus irregularis DAOM 181602=DAOM 197198, 1405 nucleotides long. NCBI's taxonomy places the organism in Eukaryota, Fungi, Glomeromycota, Glomeromycetes, Glomerales, Glomeraceae. The record is from RefSeq and is a predicted model, not a curated record.